Phalacrocorax carbo (great cormorant) is the source of this 8956-nucleotide messenger RNA. Lineage: Eukaryota; Metazoa; Chordata; Aves; Suliformes; Phalacrocoracidae. The record is from RefSeq and is a predicted model, not a curated record.
UUGAAAUAAAUAUACCCAGCUAUUUUGUGGCUCCAAACUACAAUUGUGCCAGGAUGUUGAUUGUGCAGCUGCUUCUGAAUGUAGUCUGAAGGCUUCCAGUGUGCUGGUGAGCAUUGAUCAGGACACAAGGGCAUUCAGUAACCAGGAAAAUGACUGGCUUUCUUGAGGAAGAAACAAAGGAGAAACCUGUAUUUCUUGCAUAGCUGGAAGGCAAAGCAAUACAAACUUGACACCUGGUUAACUUAAACAUUUUUCAAAACACCGCUUGGCUGUGUGGAUCUUGUAACUCUGACACAAACGUGCCUUUGGACCUGUGCAAAUAAAUCGUUGGAAGAAUUGAUUGGACAAAGCAGUCAUUGAAAGAGUGGUUGUUGAAGAACCAUGACGAAGCACUUGGAGAUCAUCAAUUUGUCAUUUUUGUUGGAACAUGAAAGGGAAACAAUAUUGGGAGUAUUGAAGAGAGAUGAGUAUCUGAAAAAAAUUGAAGAUAAAAGGAUAAGGAAAUUGAAAAAUGAGCUUCUGGAAGUGAGAAGGAAAGGUGGGAACCAUCAUUGUCAACAGGACAACAGCAGGGUCUGUGUUCGCUGUCAGAAAAGCCUGGGCUUAAUCUUCGACAGAGGAGACCUGUGCCAGACCUGCAAACUUCGAGUUUGCAAUAAGUGUCGUGUUGUGGGAACUGAUGGGCAGUGGAAAUGCUCGGUGUGUGCCAAGAUUGCACAGCUACGGAUAGUGACAGGAGAAUGGUUUUUUGAAGAGAGAGCAAAGCGCUUCAAACAAUCAAAUGUUCUUGGAACCGAUGUUGUCAGACAGUCCAUCCUACGCAAAUUCCCAGAUACAGUUUCCAGUAAGGAUGAAGGAAGAACAUUUAAAGAUCAGCCCCAAGAGAAUGAAGAAAAAAGGCCAGAUGUAACAGUCUCCUCCACAAAUGGGCAUAAAUCAGUCUUCAGCAGACCCAGAAAAAUAGGGAAGGUAAUGAGGUUGGUUACCAAAGGAGAAAUUACAAAUGCAAAAGAUGAAGGUAAAAGGAACACAGGCUCAGAAGCUGAAACCCAAAGCCUGCACAGUGGCAAGUCAACCCCUUGCUCUGAGAGAGGGAGCACUCUUUCGCUGAACAGCAGCGAUGCAGAGACCACUGCAGGCCAUCUGAAAGGGGCCGUGGCCCCUGUGAACAGAGGCAAUGUUUCCAUAUCUUCUCUCCCGAGGUCUCUGGCCCACAGCACGCACAGCAUGACUGCAGAUUAUAGCAGGGAUGCUGGCUUAGAAAAUGGCAUGAUUAUUCCAGCAAGUGAAAGUGUACCUGAAGAUUUAGUAAAGAAGCACUGUAGGAAAGCAUCUGGAACACCUUCCAUUGCAGUUUCUAAGGUAUCUUUGUCAUCAGAUCGUAGCCGAUCUGAGAUAGAUUUGAGUGAAUCUUUCUCUGAAGGAAAUGAGGAUACUCUGAGCAUACGAAGCAAAUCUGUACCUAGUGCCUUAGAUCAGGACCUGGAUUAUCUGGAUGAAACAGAAGAAGAUAUUGAUGACAUAGUGGCCUCUCGUUAUUCAAGGAAACACGGACAUUUGACAAGUGGAUUACCAACAAGCUCCCCAGAAGGCUCUGACAGAAAAUGGACAUAUUUAAAUGUGCCUGAAACAGACGGUGAUACUACUAGCAUUAACAGCAUGCUGAGUGUAUAUAGUGAAACUGGUGACUAUGGCAACGUGAAGGUCAGCGGUGAAAUCCUUCUCAACAUCAGCUACAGCUACAAAACAGGUGCCCUCAACAUCCUGGUAAAAAGUUGCAGAAACCUGGCCGUUGCAGAUGAGAAGAAGCAAAGGACUGAUCCAUAUGUCAAAGCAUACCUUCUGCCUGAUACAUCCCGCCAAAGUAAACGCAAGACCAAAAUUAAAAGUAACACCACCAAUCCAGAAUUUAAUGAAACGCUGAAGUAUGUCAUCAGUCACACACAGCUAGAAACCAGGACCCUGCAGCUUUCUGUCUGGCACUAUGACAGAUUUGGACACAACAGCUUCCUUGGGGAGGUGGAAAUUCCAUUCGAUUCCUGGAACUUCGAAAAUCAGGGUGAUGAGUGGUUUGUGCUCCAGCCCAAGGUGGCGGCGGCAACAGAUGUUGGGCUUCAAUAUAAAGGAGAACUGACAGUUGUUUUACGUUACAUUCCCCCAGACAGAAACCUAAUGCUUCCUCUAGGGCAGUUUCAAGGAAAGAAGAUCUUUAAAAAAGGAAAAAAGGGAGACUCUCACAUGCCAUCUGGAGGUAUAUUAGAAGUCCUCAUCAAAGAAGCAAAGAAUUUAACAGCAGUGAAAUCGGGAGGCACAUCUGACACUUUUGUGAAAGGAUACCUUCUUCCAGAUGACAGCAAAGCUACAAAACACAAAACUCCUGUAAUAAAGAAGAGCGUGAACCCCCAGUGGAAUCAUACCUUUGCUUUCAGUGGCUUGAAUUCAAGGGAUAUACAUAAUGUCUGCCUAGAACUGACUGUGUGGGACAAGGAGUCGCUCUCCAGUAAUAUUUUUUUGGGAGGUGUCCGUCUGAGCACUGGAAAUGGUGUAAGUAAUGGCAAGGAGGUUGACUGGAUGGACUCUCAAGGGGAAGAACAGCACCUCUGGCAGAAGAUGAUUGACAGUCCUGGAGCUCCUGUGGAGGGGAUAUUAAUGCUGAGAUCCAGCAUGGGAAAACGCAACUUCUGAAAGACUUUAACCACUGCGGGGUACCACAGGUACUCCUGACCUCGGUGGUGUUCAGGCUUUUGUCGCUUUGCCCAUUUGAAAGUGGGGAAGGGUUGUACUCUUUGCCUUGGAUAUUAAGGCUCCGAGUGAGAUUUCAACGCAUUCUGCACUUUCAUGCACACGUUUUUAAGCCAGGCUUCUUGUACGGAUUUUGUUUCUCCUGAAACCAGUGAGAAUUUGACCUUGUACUGAGAUCUGACUGGCUUUCUCUGUCCCUUCUGGUGACUGGUGUGUAUCUGAUGAACAGCACUGCCUGUGGGGGGCAUGGACUGAGCAAAUUGUCUAGUUAGUCAUUUAGUAAGUAAUGCCUGGUUUACAUAUCUCCUUCUGGGUCAAAGAUGGCCUAGAAGACAGCAGUGAUACAGUACAAGCAGAUUCAGAGUGAGUCUGUGCUUUGGUAUUUGGAAGAUAAGAAGCCAUAAAGUUAUGAAGGGUAAUGAACAAUGGUUUUUUUAUCAUGUUUGCUGGUUGGGCUGUGCAGCGUGCAGGACAGUAGGUUUGGGACCAAGCAGCCCACCAAGGAAGGCCAUUGCACUGUGGUGCACGCUAGAAAUAGGCAGCAGGUGAGCUGGUGUACAGUGCUGGUGUUCUGGCACUCCCUGGGUUAUUUUAAUGCACUGUAUAAAAGGAAGACUUGGUUGAACAUAAUCAAAGAGCCUCUAUUGAAUAUAAAUUGGAACAGUUCCCCAAACAGUUUCCAGAAUUACAUGGUAUUACUGUGUUCUUCAUUCAGCUGACAGCUCUAGCCAGGAUCUUCUGAUGUCAUUGAACAGAGGGAAUAUGUUGACAUGCCUGUCCCCAUCUGAUGAAUCGCCGAGAUGAGACACGUACUGGGUUUGGACAUAGUUAGCUAAGACCUGGAUUCAAAAGAUCAUGUAGUAAAGCGACAUGAUUAAAGCACAUAUCAGAAUGAUUUGCACAGCUGUGGAAUUUUCUCUGAAUAGCCUCAGAUCCCAUUCAGGCAUGCCCACGCAUGUCAAUUAUUAAUCAGGGUAGGACUUUUUCCUCCUGAACAUCCUCCUAUGAGUUAACAGUGGAUUUAAUGAUAAGAGUGGGGUUUGGCCAAUUCAACCAUUAAUAUUAUUAACCAUGACAAUUAUUCAACAGUAGUUUUGCUAUUGAGUUUCCUAAAGUAAUUUUGUACCUGCUUAGAUCCCCCAUCCUUUGGGGACUUACGCAGGUUGCAUGUGAAGAGCAUGCUGUUUUGAAUAGUUGUUGUGGGCUACUUCUACCAUGAUGAGAUAGGAGUAUAAUCUUUUUUUCAAGGACAGCACAUGUCUGCUUGUGAGAUUGGAUAAUAAUAUAAUUGCAUGGCAUGUGAUUGCUCAGGGUGUAAGACAAAAGACGAUCAGUAAACUGAGUGAACAACAUUUCUUCUGAAUUUUACCAGAAUGAGAACACAGCUUCCUACUUCAACAGGUAAAUUUGCCUAUAGCUAUUCUUAUCUUUUUAAUUUGUUUCCCAAAUGCUUUAUUUUUGGAAGCAAUGUAGUAUUAGUAUUGAGGAAACAAACUGAAAUAUAUGGAAACAUAACUUACCUAUAUUACUAGAAAAACCCCAAACAUUCAAAGAAUGCAUCAUUCCCUGUAGAUCAAAACACUAGUAUUCAAAGAUUUCUGUGAAGAAUAAAGACCAUAAAAUCUAACUUGAGAGAUACAAAUGUUGUUUUUCAGAAUCCAAAAGUUACAAGAAAUCUAGAUUGAACAACAGAAUAUGAACUGAUAGCUAAGUAACUACAGCAAGUAGUCCUAGUGUACAGUUACGUACAUGUAUUUAAAGCUGAAUCCAGACCCUUAAAUUUUAAUGUUCAUUCCUUUUUUUAAAAAAAAUAUUUUACCUUGGUUUUGGUUUGAGUGGCUUGAAAUGGCGGGGAAGUUUACAAGCAGUCUUUUAAAAUCCUAAUAUUAUUAGAUUAAAAAAAAUAUUUAUUUUUGUUAAAAAUAUCAUCUUAGUUUUAAGAUAACAAUUUGUUUCAUUAGGAAUAUUUUCUUUUAAAAUUCUGAUAUGACUUCCAAAGUCCUUGGAGGCACUGCUUGCCCAGUUAGACACCCACAAUUUUCAGAAAUCACCAAGUCAUCUUUGAAAAUAAAAUUCCCUUAUAGAAUCUUAGUUUGGGUACCAAAAGUAAGCAGCUGCUUAAGAAAACAGACUACUUCAUUUUCCUCCUUUAUCUGUUCUUCAUUUUCCUCUGAAGUCCUGCUCCAAUUGGGCAGUGAAGCGAGUCUAGUCUAGUUUUAGCUGGCUUUUCAUUUUAUGCUGCAGAUGCUGUAAGCUGAUAAAUUAGAGCACAAACAUCAAGGACAUACAUUUUAUGACUUUUUUCUUAUCAUGAUAGCUGUUCUUUUAGAUUUUUUUUUUUUUUUUUGUAUCAGCAUCCUCCAAAGGGAAACCAAGCCUAACUUUUGGCACCUAAACUACCUCUCUCUUUGACAGAAUUGAUCUGAGUUGUCUUGGCUGUUUGUACGGCAAACCUGUGUUUGUUUUGGGAAUAAUAAUAUUAUAUUGACAUGGAGGCACAAGCUUGAUUUUUCACUUGCUGGAAUUUGAUUCAAAAAGAUAAAACUUGUUAAAUCUAAAGAAAAUUAUUCUUCAGGGUGAAAUUCCAGCUAGAGUUGUAGAGAAACACUGGGCAGUGGAUGGUUUUGUUUUGUUUUGUUUCAUUUUGAUGGUGAAAAUCAAAAAAUAACACCACCACAAAAAAUCUGCCAAGUUGGACCCCAGAAUGGACACCCAUUUCUCUUGCCAAAUUGAAAAACUUAAAAUAAAUUUGAACCAAACUAGACCUUUUACAUGGAGUAGAAGAGUGUGUCUAAUUUUUGGAUGGUAUUUUCUAACCUGCUAAGCAUGAACAUUUUGACUAAAUCAAGUCUUGCUUUGAAAGGAAAAAGACUGUGCUUUACUACUUCAGCUUCUGCUCAUUUUGGUCCUAUGGUAGAGUUUGUGAUGAACGGACUCAUGUGGGAAGCGUCACCCAUCUCAAACAUGGGCUUAAAGUUCUGCCUCUCCCUCCCAAAGGGACCAAAUUUCACUCUGAGCCUGCGCCUGAAAUUAUAGAUGGAGCUAUGAGUAGACUGUGUCAACUGCAGUUCAGCAUAGGAAAGGAACAAUUUCACCUGGGAAUUAAUUUCGGCAACGGCAGUGGUGUUUGCUUUCGAUGGGAUUUGGAGUAGUACAGUGAAAUUACUUCCUAGGUUGGCAGUGACAAUUCUGCAUUAUGGUAGCAUAUAAUAGGUAUCACUCUGCCUCGAGCGAGCCUCAGAGAGAUGAUGAGCAUCAUAUAAACGCUAGAGCAAUUUGGAAAGCUUUGCUGUUCUAUGAUGUUAUCGGCACAUUUGUAGGAAGCAUUUGAUUUGUGGAAAAUGUCACAUUUAAUUAUAUCUCACAUCUUUGUUCUCUUCCUUUACAAAAAUGAUUUAUGGCUUGGAAAAAGCACAAGAUGAUUGACUGCAGAUGUGAUUUCUUGUUUCCCAGAUAUUGAAUUAAUUGCCUAUAAUUGUGUGUCAUCACGUACUGUGUGUUACCAGGCUGAACAAAAAGAUAGAAAGCCAGGACUUAGGCAGCUAAAGCCUUCCUUUUUGUAUGUAUGUUUAUGGCACUGAAGGUGCAUGAAUGGUUUAUUCAAGGCUAAUUUUUAGGAGAAAAUAGCCACAAUUUUAACAUUGAUUCAGAGACUCCUGCCCUGAGUAAAUACGCACAGCAGAGCUAUUGUUUCUGAAGUAUUUUUCCACACAGACUUGAAUAAUUGUAGAUGUGUUAGUGGAGAACGGAACUUUCUCUACGGUGGUUUUUGAAAAUGUGUUGCACAAUGCAUUUUACUCUGAUACGUAUUUUUCUAGCAAGGUAACUACAGGUCUUUCAUCACUACCUUUUCCCCCUUGUGAUUAGAUUUUGAGGGUUUGACCCAAUAAAGAAGAAUAAAAGCGCAACUUUUGCUGUAAAACGUCAAGUGGGGCCAGUAAAUACAUCUUUAGACUGUGUGGUUAUUGCCAGUAUCCAUCAAAAACAGCUGAGGCUGAGGGCUCUCCAAGCCCUGCCAUCAGACUUUGGUAUCCAGACCUGCUCUCUGGAAGUUUCUCUGCUCAGUUUGUCAGCUAUAUGGGGACUUUGGGCUUCUAAAUGUUGGUGUCUUACUUGCGUGCUUAGAUGCCAUAAGCAGGUUAAAAUAGGUUUGAAACGGCCUCCCCAUCUCCUCCACCUCCACCAAGUUACAUUUGAGCCAGGGUAGGAGGAAAGAAGCAAAAACUCUGACGGAUACUUGCCAUCUUCCUGUGCUAAUCUAAGUGCCAUUGCCUUCCUUGAAUGCCUUUUAGAUGCCAUAUUUUGAUCUUUCUUUCCCAGCUGGAUGCUUUGGCAAAUGGUUUGAGAGAGAAGGCAUUGGAAUGGUAUGUUUUGAACAUGGUGCAUUAGACUGGGAGCUUAUUCUUUGUGCUUUUUCCAAUGCAGAUUAUGCUAAGGUAGCAUAAAAGAAGCAUUUUCAUGCAUGACUUUUUAAUUUUUCUUUUCCUGCCUGGUUAGGCCCUGCCGAGUGCAAUUACUCUAAGUUGUAUUCUGCAAAAUAUCAGCUAAACUAUAACAGCAGAGCAGCCAUUGAGCAUCCACUGGUGCUAAUUGAUAAGGAGAGGUAACAGGAGGGUUGCAUUUAGAUUGGCGUAAUUUUGGCUUCUUGAUGAACAUGCACAUUGCGCAGCUUCAGACACGUGAAGUUUGCGGUUUGCUCUGUAGGGUCAAUGAAGAAAAAGGCUGCUUGGAUCUCCUACACCUUUGAAAAAGAGCUCAGAGUCCUAUUGCCACAGCUGCCUAGUUUGUGGAUUCAUACCAGAUAGUAAGGGUUGUACCUGAACCUUUGCAAGGGUCUCUCUUCCCUUCAUCCCUCCCUUUUGUUCAGCAACCCUCACCAGAACGUUCUACCUGAAUGUUAAUCUCCUGUGUCUGGAAGGAGACAGCAUGCAGCAGUUAAGUGAUAGCCCCACUUAUUUUCAUCCAUACAAGGUAAAAGCUGAUAUUUUACUUCCCUAACGUACAGUAUUGAUUUUCAGCACUCUGCAACAACAGAAAUAACCAUCUCCUGAGAACCGGUCCAUGCAUUUUGUAAACUCUUUUUUUUAAAUAGUUUUAAAAAAUAUAUUUAUUUAUUUUUCUACACAGAAAUGUUAACAUCUGAGAACCCUAGAGAAAUGGUGGUAGAGGUAGAACAUGUGAUGAAUUCCAAAAUAGGAUGCAGACAUCUAUUUGCAGUGAUGUCUUGUACCAUAACUCAGCAGGAGAUGCUGAGAAGCAUGCUAGCAGAACCUUAGCACUGUGUUCUAUGAAUUUCCUGCCUGGUGAUUUCAUGUUUGCAAAUGCUGUUUGAUAAAUGGUAGUAAGACAGUGUUAAUUAUACUGUGUAUAUUGACACUGGAAAGUGAAUCCCAACUUGUUUUUCAGGUGUCUCUUAGGUUGUUUUGAAACUCACCCUUGCUGCAUCUUGGCCCUUUAUUUACAUUAGUUAUUUUGACAAUUCUGCUCUGUGGCAAUAACAUCUAUAUGGCUGUGUGCUACUGCUCCUGAGAGCUUGGUGUAUAUUUUUGAGGGUAGUUCUAAUUGUUGAGGUUUGCCUAAAGCCAAGUCUAAUCAUUUGUUGCAGCCAUUAGAGAAUGUCACGUAUCCCUUGUUCUGCCUUUGUUCUGCUUAAAAUCUGUUGCUAGCUAUUUAAUUAUUCUGCUGAAUGUGAACAGUAAUAGCAGUAAAUGGCAUUGCAGUAUGUUAAGUUCUGCCCAAAAGUAGAUAAAACAAAAUGUUUCCUGUCCAGAACAUUUUUGUACUGUGCACUGUAUGUUCAGUUUUGUGGACAAAGGUGGCUGGAAAUACAUUUGCAGCUGUUGUCAAGAUUACUGCUCUAUCUUUUAAAAUUAAAACAGUGAAACAUGUUGCUGUGUCCUUUUCUCUCCUAAAAUGAGUUACAGCAAACAUACAGGCAUGCCUUUCAGGAAAAUCUCAUAUUAUGUCAUUGAGGUAAAGACAUGACUUAUAUGUGAUGAAUAACACACGAGGCCUGGCGUGUCUUCAGAGGAGGGAUUCCAUUGAUGGUGUCUCUAUGCUUUUUUUUGUCUUAGUUUCCACACUUUAAGCUGUUUUAAGCUAUUUAUUUCAUAAGCAUUAAACCUGUUCUCGUUUUAACAUGCGAUUCUAAAAAUAAGGGAAAUGCAGUGUUUUCUUCCCCCUUGCUGGAGAAGUAUUUUACAUGUGCCUUAAA